GUUCGGUGAGGAGUCCAAACAUGUCGAAGACUCGCGUGGUUGUGGUGCUGUGGCUGUGUACGGUGGUGACGAGCUGCUUUGGAGCUGUUCCUAGAGUACAAUUUCGAAUUGUAGGAGGAAGCGAUACGCGCAUAGAGAAACAUCCGUAUCAAAUUUCGCUCCGGAAGUCCGGAUCUCACACGUGUGGUGGAUCUAUUCUUAAUGCGAACCAUGUCCUAACGGCUGCCCAUUGUGUGCACUACCCCCAUUCAGAACCUGCAGAUUUUUCGGUUCGGAUAGGAUCCACAUAUCGAAAUGAAGGGGGCAAACUAGUUGCCAUAUCUAAGAUUAACAUACAUCCGGAGUACGACGAUUGGUCUUUAGAAUGCGACAUAGCGGUACUGAAAUUAGCGAAAUCUGUAUCAUUCGACUCAACAAUUAAACCAAUUACGCUGCCGAAAAAAGAUUUCCGAAUUGCUGAAGGAACCAUAGCUUCAAUAGCCGGAUGGGGUGGACUUCAUUUCCAGGGACCCAGCACAAGCCACCUGCAACAGGUAUCGGUACCAAUUGUUAGCAAUAAGGCAUGCAGCAGAGCUUACGAAAAUUUUGGCGCUGUCUACUCGUAUCAUCUAUGCGCUGGUGCUGCCGGAAUAGACGCUUGCCAGGGUGAUUCUGGUGGGCCACUGGUUGUUAAAGGUGUUUUGGUAGGCAUUGUUUCCUGGGGCUAUGGUUGCGCAUUCAACGGUUACCCGACGGUGUACACACGCGUUUCGGAAUUUCUCGAUUUCAUCAAGUAUCAUAUGUGAGAACCGGAACCAGAAGGGUAUCAUGUAGUAGCCACGAAAUAGUUCAAUAAAGGUGAUUUCAAUCUGUGA
Molecule: messenger RNA, 854 nt
Organism: Wyeomyia smithii (pitcher-plant mosquito)
Lineage: Eukaryota; Metazoa; Arthropoda; Insecta; Diptera; Culicidae
Product: trypsin-1-like
Exons: 3
Coding region: 21-785 (254 amino acids)
Biological process (GO): proteolysis
Molecular function (GO): serine-type endopeptidase activity
Source: RefSeq, a predicted model, not a curated record